AUGGUGCCGGGUGCUGAUGACACGGCCUUCCAUUCAAAUGUACCCGUAGCAGUGGACGUAGCAGUGGCAAUAAUCUACUCUGUAUUUGGAGUCUGCUCCGUCUUCGGCAACGGCACGUUGCUGUACGUCUCCCACAAGAAAAAGCAGCCGCUGAAGCCCGCCGAGCUCUUCAUCGUCAACCUGGCCGUCAGCGACGUGUGCCUGACGCUGUCCCUCUACCCCAUGGCGAUAACUUCCAGCUUCUCUCACAGGUGGCUGUAUGGGGAAACGGUGUGCUACACGUAUGCUUUCUGUGGCAUGUUGUUCGGCCUCUGCAGUCUGACUACAUUAACCAUGCUGAGCAUGGUGUGCUUUCUGAAAGUGUGCUAUCCGCUCUAUGGGAACCGGUUUAACACUGCUCAUGGGUGUUUGCUGAUCGCCUGUACUUGGGCCUACGCUCUGCUGUUCGCCUGCGCCCCGCUGGCCCACUGGGGCGAGUACGGACCGGAGCCUUAUGGCACCGCCUGCUGCAUCGACUGGAGUCUGUCCAAUCAGCGCAGCGAGGCGCGCUCCUACACCGUGGCGCUGUUCGUCUUCUGCUACAUCCUCCCGUGCUGCGCUAUCGCGGCGUCGUACACAGGCAUCGCGGUCAUGGUGCGUUCCUCCCGCAAAACCAUGGAGCAGCACACAGCUAGGAAGAGGCACAUGACCAACAUCCAGACAGUUAUUGUUAAGCUAAGUGUCGCUGUCUGCAUUGGCUUCUUAGCGGCGUGGAGUCCCUACGCUGUGGUAUCUAUGUGGGCCACGUUCGGACACGUUGAAAACAUCCCUCCUCUGGCUUUCGCAAUGCCGGCCAUGUUUGCCAAGUCCUCCACCAUCUACAACCCCAUCAUCAACCUGAUGCUGAGGCCCAAUUUGCGCAAGGUGAUGUGCAGGGAUCUGGGCAAGCUGCGGCGUGCCUGUCUGAGGGUCUGCCUCUGCUCCCUUGGUCCAGAGAAAUUCCACCACUUCAAGCCCAUGAUCAGACCCGGGGUUUGCACCAUCUGCAGGCAGACUGACCAAGUCUGUUCCGCCAACGCCUCCGUCCGAACUCAUGCGGUGGGGGCAAAGGUCGGCAGAGGCUGCGAGAGGUGCAGUGACACUUUUGAAUGCUUUAGACAAUACCCUCGAGUGUGCCACAUCGCCAGUCCCGUCGUAGGCGGCGAAACACCGGAGAACCUGGGCGUUCCACCUCCAGAGCCCCGAACAAAUGCACUAAACCCAAAGAGAGCCUGUCGCAAAACGUUUCUGCGGAACAUCCCUGUGCGCAGAAAACAGACCUCUGAGAUAGAUAAUCUCCAGAUCAAUCUGGAGCUGGUACCAGGACAUACCAAAGUGGCUUGGCCUUGA
Molecule: messenger RNA, 1368 nt
Organism: Lampris incognitus (smalleye Pacific opah)
Lineage: Eukaryota; Metazoa; Chordata; Actinopteri; Lampriformes; Lampridae
Gene: opn7a
Product: opsin 7, group member a
Exons: 5
Coding region: 1-1368 (455 amino acids)
Biological process (GO): G protein-coupled receptor signaling pathway; visual perception
Cellular component (GO): membrane
Molecular function (GO): G protein-coupled receptor activity
Source: RefSeq, a predicted model, not a curated record